Clonostachys rhizophaga is the source of this 2541-nucleotide messenger RNA. The record is from the annotation of a GenBank genome assembly. NCBI's taxonomy places the organism in Eukaryota, Fungi, Ascomycota, Sordariomycetes, Hypocreales, Bionectriaceae.
AUGGACUCAAUUGACCCAAUUGCGCGUGACCCCGGACCAUCUGAGAAGGUGGCCCACGUCUUGUACAUUGCAGGGCCACUGGCCAUUGUGGCUCUUACUGUGGUGCUCCCACUGCUCCGGUUGCUGAUCCGGCCGGCGAGUGAGCGGUCAAGGUAUAGCGGCAUCGGAAGAACGGCCAGAGCAACGCUGACUUGUGUCUCGCCAAUCACUUGUCUGAGCUUUAUUGCGCAAGCCAUUCUCGGUUCAUUCCAGAACCAAGCCAGCUCUCAAGAUGCCUCAUCACCCGAUAACUCUCCGCUGUAUCUCUUGGCGUCAAUCCUCAUCUGGGGCACUUUAUCAGUGGUUCUGGUAGAGAGCAAAUCACCCCACUGGCCCACGUACAUCCUGGCAUGGACCUCCGGUGCUCUAAUCGAUGCAUCCAUUGUCGCUCUUACUACUAGCAAGGAAUUGGCCCUUAGUUCAGGGUACGAAAUUGCACGUCUCUCUCUUCACACGCUGCGCAUAACUGUGUUGCUGGCUGGCGCUGUUUGCAGUCUCUGUACCAUCGAGCGGCACCACGGCCAAGACGAGACAGGGACCGAAGAAGAGACUAGCAACCUCCUAGGCACUACUCAGAAUAGGCAGGCGCGUGAGAACGACCUGGAGAGUAUGUCUUAUGGAUCAAUUCCUCAAGUAGCAGAAGGUGAAAACCCUGAAGUUGAGGUUGAGGAGGACGAGGCCAAGGAGGACGAAGAUGUCAAGGAGAUCAAGGAACUGCAGCGGAAACGUCUUGAGGAGAAAGGUGGCUGGCUAGGCUACCUGAGGAGUUUCAUCAUAUUCCUCCCAUACCUUGUGCCAUACAACCAUCGUCCGACCCAGGGCUGGGUGGUUGUGAUGAUUCUCUGCAUGGGCACAACCCGCGUCCUCACCCUCAUGAUCCCCCGCCAACUCGGUAUCCUCACCGAGUCUCUGGGAAAUAUGUUUGGUACUGGUUCUGUACCGUGGAAGGAUAUUGCCAUAUGGGGUCUCCUCCAGUUUCCCGUGUCCACCAUAACCAACAUGGUAGAGAACAUGGCCACCAUCCGUGUCUCGCAGUACGCCUACCGCAGGCUCACCGAGGCUGCGUUUUCUCAUGUCAUGUCCCUCUCGAUGGACUACCACACCACCAAGAGCACGGGCAGAGUCACUAAAGCUAUCGAGCAGGGCAGCAACCUGAGUUCAGUGCUAAACAGCGUCUUUAACAUCGCACCUGUCAUCAUUGAUUUCGGUGUUGCUGUUAUAUACCUGACUUCGUAUUUUGACUCAACUCUUGGCUUCAUCAUCAUUGCAACGGCAAUGAUCCAUGCCUAUGUCGGCUACAAGGGCAAUGGCAUCAACAUGUCCUAUGAGAGGGUGUUGAGUGAGACGUAUCGCCGAGAGAAUGAGACUUUGUACGAUUCUAUCACGAACUGGCAGACAGUGGUGUAUCACAACCGGGCAACCUUCGAGCAAGACCGCUACGCGAGCUCGAUAGCAAGCUCUCUUAAGGCUCAAAGAAGAUAUUUUGAUGGUUUCGGUUUCAUUCACGCUUUCGAGUCUUUCAUUCUAGAUGCAGGGCUCCUAGCUGCCGCAUCGGUCGUUGCCCUCCGCGUGGCGGCCGGAUCAGCCAAGCUCAGCAGUUUUGUAUUUCUGGUCUCAUACUGGAGCUCAAUUCGUGCACCCAUGAUCAGCCUAUCUUGGACCCUCAGGGAGACAACCUCGCACCUGAUCGACGCCGAGUGGCUCUACCAGCUGCUUCAGACAAAGCCAUCAGUACAGGAAAAACCGGGCGCCCGCGACCUCCAAUGGAAAGGCGGCCGUGUCGACUUCUGCAAUGUCGACUUUGGCUACGGCCCAGAACGGCCGAUCAUCCAAGACAUGACCUUUACCGCCGAGCCAGGCCAGUCCAUUGCACUUGUCGGUGAGACGGGCGGCGGCAAGUCGACCACGCUGAAACUUCUUUACCGCUUCUACGACGUGACCGGGGGCCGCAUCUUGAUCGACGGCCAGGAUAUCCGGGACGUCACCCUACACAGCCUCCGCGAGAGCCUGGGCGCCGUCCCGCAGGAGCCAUCCGUGUUCGACCAGACCAUCAUGGAGAACAUCAUCUACGCCCGACCGGGAGCGUCAGAGGCCGAUGUGAUCGAGGCCUGCAAGGGCGCCCGCAUCCAUCACCAGAUUAUGAAGUUCCCAGACGGUUACAAGACACGUCUUGGUGAGCGUGGAGUGCGACUUUCGGGCGGCGAGCUGCAACGGCUGUCUAUUGCGAGGGUGCUCCUGCGACGGCCACAGAUCGUGGUUUUAGAUGAGGCGACUAGCUCAGUGGACUCAGACACCGAGGCGGCCGUGCAGCAGGCCAUCCGGAUCCUGAGCAAGGACCGGACGGUCUUCACGGUGGCACAUAGAUUGAGCACUGUUGUGGGUGCGGAUCUGAUCCUCGUCAUUGAUGGCGGGAAGGUUGUGGAGAGGGGGACACAUAAAGAGCUACUCGAGUUGGGAGGCAAGUACUCGAGGCUCUGGUCGAUGCAGACGUCGGCGCACUAA